UGGCUAUGGCUACAUUGUUGCCGGCAUGAACUCGAAAUUCUCGAAUAAAAUGUGCUCGUCUCUCCAACCAAUGCAAGCACCUUUCGCGUCUUGGACGGUCUGUGUGAUGGCGUUAAUGGCGGUUGUUAAAGAAAGAAAGAAAAAAGCUUGCUGCUAUAUGAGGACAAGCAACAUAAUGCUCUUUUGAACAUCUGGUCUUUCGUCUUUUAUCAACAACAGCCCCUUGGCCCUUGCUCUUUACUUUCGAAGUCUCGGUUUUGGGAAGUUUCCGACAUAAAAAAUAUGCCGAGUACAGCCGGAAACAAAUCUCCGAACAACACCACAGCUGCAGCCGAGAUGAUCGGAGGUAACGACGACAUCGUUACUGAGAUCCUCCUCCGUCUCCCUGUCAAGCCCCUUUUCCGCUUCAAAUGCGUAUCCAAGCGUUGGCUCUCCCUCAUCUCCGGUCCUCAUUUCUCUCGUUGCUACCACCACCCCCGCGUUUCUGUCUCCGGCAUCUUCCUCCGCAGAAGAAUCCCAUCACACUUUCAGUUCGUCACUCUUGAUGGGACCCACUCUAAGCCUCCCUUCACAUCCCUCGAUUUCAUCACCGACAACGACAACGAUAGCGAUCCUCCUUGUUCUUCGCGAAUCAAGAUUUUACAGUCUUGCAAUGGAUUGCUCUUGUGCCGUAGCCUCAACAAGACACUAACAGACCAAAGUCAUCGUUACUACGUGUGCAAUCCUACCACCAAGCAAUUCUCAAAGCUUCCUUUCAUAAGUACCGAGAGACCCAUCACGAUAUUCGGUCUUUCCCUGGCAUUUGAGCCCACCAAAUCGCCGUAUUACCAAGUGGUCUGUGUUUGGAGCGCUGCUGUUUCAGUUUACUUCUACCAAAUCAGGAUAUACUCGUCCGAGACUCGCGCUUGGAGGCCUUGCGGCUCUCCAUUCGUCGUGCCGUUCGACAUGGUGUUCGACCAUGGUGUGUUUUGGAAUGGAGCAGUUCAUUGGCUUAGUCCAUCGGGAGCGGCGAUGUUCUUCAAUCUCGACAAGGAGAUCCUCGGAACAAUGCCGAGUCUCCCCGGUUCUGAAGCGUGGGGAAAGAGGAGGUUCAGAUAUUUCGGAGAGUCCGGUGGCCAUUUGCAUCUCAUCGAAAUCUACGGUGCUCGCACAACCCAAUUCCAAGUCUUUGAGAUGGCGAGCGACUAUUCUGGGUGGUUCGUGAAGGACGAGGUCGAUCUUGAUGGAAUUGUUGCUGCGUAUCCGGAGAUGGUCCGGAAUUUUCUCGACCCAUGUGACUCGUGUUACGUUGCGUUCGUUAUAGUUUUUGUUGUUAGGAAUGAAGAGGAGGAGGCAGAGCUCUUGUUGCACGUGCCUGGUAAGAUCUUAUCCUAUAAUCUUAGGGAAAAGAGUUUCAACAAGUGUUGCGAGUUAACACCCUACAGCAAUGAAUCUAGUAGCUCAUUGCAAUUCGGAUGGCUUGAUGCCUAUCAAUAUAUGGAGUCUUUGGCUUGUGUUUGAUUGUUUAUACGUCAAUCUUGGACUCCUAUGGUC
This is a messenger RNA of Juglans microcarpa x Juglans regia, 1533 nucleotides long. Its product is annotated as F-box protein At5g07610. The transcript has a single exon. The coding region runs from base 283 to 1500 and encodes 405 amino acids. Lineage: Eukaryota; Viridiplantae; Streptophyta; Magnoliopsida; Fagales; Juglandaceae. The record is from RefSeq and is a predicted model, not a curated record. Gene Ontology annotation, molecular function: protein binding.